Rhodotorula graminis WP1 is the source of this 1626-nucleotide messenger RNA. RefSeq lists its product as uncharacterized. The record is from RefSeq and is a predicted model, not a curated record. The coding region runs from base 1 to 1626 and encodes 541 amino acids. Gene Ontology annotation, cellular component: membrane. Lineage: Eukaryota; Fungi; Basidiomycota; Microbotryomycetes; Sporidiobolales; Sporidiobolaceae. The transcript has 11 exons. Gene Ontology annotation, molecular function: transmembrane transporter activity. Gene Ontology annotation, biological process: transmembrane transport.
AUGCGGCACGGACUCGACGAGACAACCGCGCUCCUCACCGGCGACCGCGAGCGCGACGUGGCGCACUCGAGGCCGUCGGCUCGAUGGAUCAUCAUCCCCUGCUUUAUCUCUUCUCUGCUCGGCGGCGCAGCAGCGUCCGUCGAGAUGGAGAUAUACAGCCAGACCGCCUGUCGCGGGGUAGCCGCACGAGACGGCGUGCUGCAUCUCCUCGGCGGGCUCAUCGAGGGCGGGACCGGCUGGACCGAGAUGUGCCGCUCGGACCCGGCGGUGCAGCGCGAGACGACCCGCAUCAUCACGAGCAUCCUGCUCGUCGCCGGCGCCCUGAGCGCGCUGACGGCGGCGUGGUGGGGCGCGCUCGCCGACCGCAAGGGCCGGAAGGUCGUCCUUUUGGCGAGCACCAUCGCCGAGCUCGUCGAGGCGGGCAUCAUGGUCCUGUACGCUCCCGAUCGCUUCGGGUACGGCGCGCUCCUGCUCCUCGCCGCGUUCGCCGGUCUCUUGGGCGGUCAGCUAGCCAACAUGGCGGUCGCGUCGGCCUACCUCGGCGACAUUGCCGGCGCCGCCUCCAAGGCGCAGCUCCUGUCGUCGUACGAGGCUGCGCUCUUUGCUGGGCUCGGCCUCGGCCCGCUCCUCGGCUCGGCCCUCGUUCGCUACGCAUCGCUCGGUCCUCGCACACCCUACAUCCUCAUGCUCGUCUUUAACGCGGCGUACCUGUCGGCCUUUCCCUUCAUGCCCGAGUCGCUCCCGCCGUCCCGCCGCGCUCAGGCCGCCGCCCGCUCGUCGCAAGCCGGCACGCUCGCGCAGCGUGUCCUCGCCAUCCCGGCCAGCCUCGUCUCGCCGUUCAGGGUACUCGUGCCACGCAGGGUCGACGAGGGCAAGAGGAAGGACGGCCGGCUCCUCCUGGUGGCCAUCUCGGGCGCGCUCCUUCUCGUCGACACGGGUCUCGGUCCCGUCGAGGUCCUCUACGCCCGCGCCAAGUACAGCUGGGGCCCGCAAGACACGGGUCACUGGCUGAGCUACACGUAUGCGACCAAGCUCGUCAUUCUCGUCGGCGUCGUGCCGCUCGUGCGACGGUGGUUCAAGCCGGCGGCCCCUGCGACGACGGCGGCGAGGGCGUGCGCCGUAGCUUCAGACGUCGAGAACGACGCGUGCACGGCGUCGCCAGCCGGUGUCGAACUCGCCAACGAGACGCAGAAGCGCAAGAGCGUCGUCGAGCUUCGCUACGAUGUACGCCUCGCGUGCUGGACCAUGUCGCUCGCCGUCGCCGGCUACCUCGUCAUGCUCCUCCCCUCGCCCUCGGUCCGUCACUUCCUCGUCACGUCCGGCAUCGUGUCCAUCGCCGCCGCCGCGCCACCCGCCCUCCAGUCGCUCGCCCUCUCUCUCGCCGGCCCAGAAGACGCCGCCAAGGUCCUCGCGUGCGUGUCGGCGCUCGCGACCGUGUCGACGGCUACGCUCGGCCCAACCGUGUUCGGCACGGCGUACGUCGCGAGCGUCGAGUGGUGGCCCGAGAUGAUCUUUGGGCUCGCAGCGCUGUGGAUGGCGGCGGCGGUCGUGCCGUUGCUGUUCCUGCGCUUCGGCUCGCCUCGAGAAGACGAGGAGCGAGGAGUCGAGGAGGAGGCUCGAGCGUAG